CUUACUGGAUUUGUUUAUCUAUUAGAACGUCGAAAUUCUUUCACCUGAAAAUCAUUUAUAUCUUUAAUUUUUGAUAAAUGAAGCAUUAUGGAAAAUCACCAAGAUAAAAAACCUUUAUCGAUUGAUGUUAAUUUCAGUUGUCAACGAUGUUGCCAACCCUUAAGACUUCAUCAAACAUUGAAUAAUAUAACGAAAGAAACUUUUCAAGAUCUAAUUUCCAGAAAUCGAGAUUCAUCAUCAUCCGACGAUAAAAUGAUAAUGCGAAUAGAUGAUAAUGAGAAUCAAUCUAGUUCCAUGGAUGGGCACAAAACCGAUUCACAUGUCAUACAUAAAACGAUACAUUCAUUUCGAAAUAAAAAACUUAACGACUGUGAUUAUAGUUUAAUCAAUCCAGUUUCGGAUUCACACAAUGGCUCAUUACCAUCUACUCUGGUCACAUCAACAUUGCUUUCCGGUUUUGAUCAAUCAUCAAAUACACAUAGUAAAAGUAGUAAAGAUCUUAAAUUACAAAUUCAAUUGUUCGAUAUAUUAUCUGAUCAGUCGGACAUUGAUCAUCCAUUGUGUGAAGAAUGUGCUGAUUUCGUUAUCGAACAAAUGGACAAACAGCUGAUGAUAUUGGAACAAGAAUGUAAUGAAUUCAGUGAAUAUAAGAAAAAAAUCGAAGAAGAUGUAUCAUCAGUCGCCACUGAUGAAGAGGUGAACAAUCUACAGACUAAAUUAAAAGAAUUAUAUCAGACACAAUCGGAUUUGAUUGUCGAAUUGAAAGAUCUUAAUGAACAGCAACAAUCAUUGGAUAAACAAUUGAAACAAUCAAAACAUGAAUUAAAACAAUCUGAAAUUGCUACCGAAAAAUAUUUUCAAGAAUAUAAUGCCAUGAAAUUCAAUUAUUUUCAAUGUGAAGAAGAAUAUCGAACAUUGGAGAAUAAAAUUCGAGAUGCCAAAGAAUAUUUUGCCCGACUUAAACGUACAAGCGUUUUUAAUCUUACGUUCUGUAUCUGGCAUACUGGCCCAUUCGGUACGAUUAAUGGAUUUCGUUUAGGCCGACUGCCAAACAUUCCGGUUGAUUGGCAAGAAAUCAAUGCUGCCUGGGGACAAUGUGCAUUAUUAUUAGUGUCAUUAGCUAAAAAACUUGGAUUCACUUUUCAACGAUAUAAAAUUGUACCGUAUGGAAAUUUUUCGUUUAUCGAUUUAUUGGACGAUAAAUCAAAACAAUUGCCAUUAUAUACGGCUGGUGGCUUUAAAUAUUAUUUUCAUCAAAAAUUUGAUCAAGCAAUGGUCGCCUUUCUUGAUUGUUUACAACAAUUUUACGAUGAAAUACGGCUCCAAGAUCGAAAUUUUAAAUUACCAUAUGAAAUGCAUUCGAAAGGUGAAAUCUAUGAAAAGACCAAUAACGUUCGAUAUUCGAUCAAGAUUUCAAUCAAUAUUGAAGAGAAUUGGACAAAAGCAUUGAAAUUUAUGCUAACCAAUCUUAAAUGGGCAUUGGCAUGGGUGACAACUAAACAUGAUAAUUAAAAUAAUAAGUAUAUCAUUUUCACACAUAAAAAAUCACUCGAUUAAAUUUGUUUUUAUUAUCAAUCAUUUUGUUGUUGUUGCAAUUAAAAUAUAUUAAGUGUCA
Messenger RNA from Dermatophagoides pteronyssinus (European house dust mite), 1615 nucleotides. RefSeq names its product Beclin-1-like Atg6 (gene Atg6). NCBI's taxonomy places the organism in Eukaryota, Metazoa, Arthropoda, Arachnida, Sarcoptiformes, Pyroglyphidae. Gene Ontology annotation, biological process: autophagosome assembly; cellular response to nitrogen starvation; mitophagy. Gene Ontology annotation, molecular function: protein-macromolecule adaptor activity; phosphatidylinositol 3-kinase binding. The record is from RefSeq and is a predicted model, not a curated record. Gene Ontology annotation, cellular component: phosphatidylinositol 3-kinase complex, class III, type II; phosphatidylinositol 3-kinase complex, class III, type I; phagophore assembly site.